AUGAAGUGCAUCGCAGCUGUAGUCAUCAUGGCUCUGGCCGUCGUCGUGGAUUCCGCCGUGGUUCCGCUGGUCUACUCAGCUCCCGGAACGACAUACGUACAGCAGAAUGUGGCUCCGAAAUACGUCUCGGGAGCCGUUACCUAUUCUGCCCCAGCAGUUACGGCUUACUCCGCGCCCGAAGCGACCUUCGUUCAGCAAAAGUACAUUUCGGCGCCGGCCGUCGCCUACGCUGCGCCAACUGUCACUGCUUACUCAGUGCCAGAAACGCACGUCGUCCAGCAACACGUUGCGCCCAAUUAUGUCAACCCGAUUGUCCGUUACUCAUCGGCUCCUGUUGUAAGCGCCUACUCCGUUCCCGAAAAGACUGUCGUUCAGCAGAACGUCGCCCCGAAAUAUAUCGCCCAGGCCGUCAGCUACUCCGCCCCGGCCGUCAGCUACUCGGCCCCGGCCGUCAGCUACUCAGCCCCGGCCGUUAGCUACUCAGCCCCGGCCGUAUCCUACGUCUCACCGGCCGUCUCUUACACUGCCCCGGCCGUUGCCUACUCUGCCCCGGUGGCGUACUCGGCACCGACUGUCUACGCCUCGGAUUCGGAUGUCGUUGAAGCUUCUCCGGUCGCUCCGGUGGCCUCUGUCGAAACUGUUGUGUCCCAGCCCGCUGUGGCCGUCGUUGCCCAGCAGGAAGCCCGUUAUGUGGCCGCCAAUCGAGGUGCCGUUCAUGAGGCUCCCCUCGCUGGACACACCAUCAACCAGCAGUCCCUGAACGUGGAACCGGCGCCAUGCAUCGUUGUUGCAGUCAUGGUCGCGCUGGCCGUUGCCGCCGAAGGAAGUGCCAUCGCCUCGUACGCCGUCCCGCUGGCCUACUCUGUACCGCAGACCACGGUCGUCCAGCAGAACGUUGCUCCGAAGUACGUCGUGUCGGAUUAUCACACCGCGUACGUUGACACGCCCCACGUCGACGCCCAUUACCACGGUGCCCAUGCUUAUGCUCAUGUCCCGGCCGUGUCCUACGCCAGCACUGCUGUCCACCCGGUGGCCUACGCUGCCCCACACGCCCACGUGCAUACCGUCGCUGCCCACCAUCAGGUCCACCACGAGGCUCGCUACCUGGCCGCGAACCGUGGCGCAGUCCAUGAGGCACCAUUGCCCGGACACGCCGUUUUCGUCGCAAUCGUGGCCCUUGUCUUUGCCGUUGCCUGCGAGGCAUCAUAUUUGCCGUACGAUGAUGUCCUGUCGUACCCUAACUAUGCAUCUGGAUGGCCGGUAUCGAAAGUGGUCGUCGGCAACUCGUACGGUCUACCUUCCGUCGUGGAUAAAUACUCCUAUCCAUCGUGGUAUGGCGGAUACCCACUGACCAAGAACCUAGUCUCGUAUCAGUCGGUAGCUCCAGUCCUGCCAACCAAAGUCGUCGAUAACAGCUACGGUCUGGGAUACAACAAGUUUGUCGUCGGAAGCAGCUACGGUCUGGGGUACAAUAAGCUCGUUGCACCGGUCCUUGCUACCAACGUUGUCGGAAGCAGCUAUGGCCUGGGAUACAACAAGCUCGUCGCUCCUGUUGUGUCCACCAAAGUCGUCGAUGGAGGACUAUGGAACUAUGGCGGUUACGGUUGCAUCGCAGCUGUAGUCAUCAUGGCUCUGGCCGUCGCCGUGGAUUCCGCCGUGGUUCCGCUGGUCUACUCAGCUCCCGGAACGACGUACGUACAGCAGAAUGUGGCUCCGAAAUACGUCUCGGGAGCCGUUACCUAUUCUGCCCCAGCAGUUACGGCUUACUCCGCCCCCGAAGCGACCUUCGUUCAGCAGAAGUACAUUUCGGCACCGGCCGUCGCCUACGCUGCGCCAACGGUCACUGCUUACUCAGUGCCAGAAACGCACGUCGUCCAGCAACACGUUGCGCCCAAAUAUGUCAACCCCAUUGUCCGUUACUCAUCGGCUCCUGUUGUAAGCGCCUACUCCGUUCCCGAAAAGACUGUCGUUCAGCAGAACGUCGCCCCGAAAUACAUCGCCCAGGCCGUCAGCUACUCUGCCCCGGCCGUCAGCUACUCGGCCCCGGCCGUCAGCUACUCGGCCCCGGCCGUAUCCUACGUCCCACCGGCCGUCUCUUACACUGCCCCGGCCGUUGCCUACUCUGCCCCGGUGGCGUACUCGGCCCCGACUGUCUACGCCUCGGAUUCGGAUGUCGUUGAAGCUUCUCCGGUCGCUCCGGUGGCCUCUGUCGAAACCGUUGUGUCCCAGCCCGCUGUGGCCGUCGUUGCCCAACAGGAAGCCCGGUAUGUGGCCGCCAACCGAGGUGCCGUUCAUGAGGCUCCCCUCGCUGGACACACCAUCAACCAGCAGUCUCUGAACGUGGAACCGGCGCCAGGAACUCACUAA
Messenger RNA from Anopheles cruzii, 2367 nucleotides. RefSeq lists its product as uncharacterized. The coding region runs from base 1 to 2367 and encodes 788 amino acids. The record is from RefSeq and is a predicted model, not a curated record. NCBI's taxonomy places the organism in Eukaryota, Metazoa, Arthropoda, Insecta, Diptera, Culicidae. The transcript is spliced from 5 exons.